CGCCGCCGCCGCCGCCCCUGGCCCGCCGCCCCCUGCCUCCCGCCCGGCUCGUCUCCUGGAGCGCCAUGCCGCUUUUCACAGUCAAUGUAAAAUGGGGCAAGGAGAAAUUUGAUGGAGUGGAGCUGAAUACUGAUGAACCGCCGAUGGUAUUCAAAGCUCAGCUUUUUGCUUUGACUGGAGUUCAGCCGGACAGACAGAAAGUGAUGAUGAAGGGUGGAACUUUAAAGGAUGACGACUGGGGCAACUUCAAAAUAAAGAAUGGGAUGACCUUAUUAAUGAUAGGUUCUGCUGAUGCACUUCCUGAAGAGCCAGUUACUCGGCCUGUCUUUGUGGAAGAUAUGACAGAAGAACAGUUAGCCUCAGCUAUGGAGUUACCGUGUGGCUUAACAAAUCUUGGGAAUACUUGUUAUAUGAAUGCUACGGUUCAGUGUAUUCGCUCUGUGCCAGAACUGAAAGAGGCCCUUAAGAGAUAUGCUGGUGCCUUAAGAGCUUCAGGUGAAAUGGCCUCUGCUCAGUAUAUUACUGCAGCUCUUAGAGAUUUAUUUGAUUCCAUGGAUAAAACCUCUUCUAGUAUCCCUCCCAUCAUUCUUCUCCAGUUUUUACAUAUGGCCUUUCCCCAGUUUGCGGAGAAAGGGGAUCAAGGCCAAUAUCUUCAACAGGAUGCCAAUGAAUGUUGGGUACAGAUGAUGAGAGUAUUGCAGCAGAAGUUAGAAGGGAUAGAAGGUGACACAGUUAUGGAAACGGACUCUGGAGCUUCAGGAGCAGCAGCAGCAGCAGCAGCACCUCCUCCUAAAAAGAAGAGCUUAAUUGACCAGUUUUUCAGUAUUGAGUUUGAAACUACCAUGAAAUGCACAGAAGCUGAAGAGGAGGAGGUGACAAAAGGAAGAGAGAAUCAACUCCAGCUUAGUUGCUUUAUCAAUCAAGAAGUUAAAUAUCUUUUCACAGGUCUUAAACUGCGUCUUCAAGAAGAAAUUACCAAACUGUCUCCAACGUUGCAAAGAAAUGCCCUUUACAUAAAAUCUUCCAAGAUAAGUCGCUUGCCUGCUUAUCUGACUAUUCAGAUGGUGCGAUUCUUUUACAAAGAGAAAGAAUCUGUAAAUGCCAAAGUUCUCAAGGAUGUUAAAUUUCCUCUUAUGUUGGAUGUAUAUGAACUAUGUACAUCAGAGCUUCAAGAAAAGAUGGUCUCAUAUCGAUCAAAAUUCAAGGACUUGGAAGACAAAAAAGUAAAUCAGCAGCCAAAGAAUUCUAGUAAAGGUGAUGGUGCACAGAAGGAAGCUAAAUACGAGCAGUUUUCCUUUUCUGAUGAUAUUGGCUCCAAUAACUGUGGUUAUUAUGAACUUCAGGCAGUACUAACACACCAGGGAAGAUCUAGUUCUUCUGGACACUAUGUAUCUUGGGUUAAAAGAAAACAAGAUGAAUGGAUUAAAUUUGAUGAUGACAAAGUCAGCAUUGUUACACCUGAAGAUAUUUUGAGGCUAUCUGGUGGCGGAGACUGGCAUAUAGCUUAUGUUCUACUUUAUGGGCCACGGAGAAUUGAAGUAAUGGAAACUGAAGCUGAACAAUAGACUUCAUUUCUACCCAUUUCUGCCUAGGUGUGAAAUAAAUUUCUUAACUCCAGUCCUUCAUAUAGAGGCUGCAAAAUUGUAUGAACCAAUCUCAUUUGGAGCAGCAAAGCAGUAAAACAUGUUUAAAAUUGAUCUGUGCGCGAAAGCCACUACUAGAUGAUGCAGCCACUCAAUCGUGGUAGCAGGUUAAUGUAUUUGAAAUUAAUUUUAGUUGAUGUGUUACAAAAGUCAAUUUUUAAACCAAUCUAACCACUGGUGAAUUAGGUGAGCCUUUUGCCCUUCAGCCUAACAUUAACAGCAAGAUGUUUAUUACACACCUACUCAUGCAUCAUUUGUUGUUAAUUCUUGCAUGGUUUCUACCAGUUCAGUAGCUGUCCAUUCUUUCUAUUGUGUCUGACACCUGUCAGAAAGGUGAAAAAUCAAUUGUUGCCUCAACAUGUAACUCAGUGCUGCUGCCCAUAGCCUACGGAAAUAUGGCUACAAUCACAUAUUUGUCCAGCCUGAUGUGCCAACUCAGUCUGCUCUGUUGCUGGCAUUUCAUGACUUUAAAUAAAUGGUGAUCAGUAAUGAUGGUGCUUCUUAUAUAA
Messenger RNA from Elgaria multicarinata webbii, 2152 nucleotides. It is a transcript of the gene USP14, whose product is annotated as ubiquitin specific peptidase 14. Gene Ontology annotation, molecular function: cysteine-type deubiquitinase activity; proteasome binding; protein binding. NCBI's taxonomy places the organism in Eukaryota, Metazoa, Chordata, Lepidosauria, Squamata, Anguidae. Bases 66 to 1565 code for a protein of 499 amino acids. Gene Ontology annotation, biological process: proteasome-mediated ubiquitin-dependent protein catabolic process; regulation of proteasomal protein catabolic process; protein deubiquitination. The record is from RefSeq and is a predicted model, not a curated record. The transcript is spliced from 16 exons.